Molecule: messenger RNA, 639 nt
Organism: Camellia sinensis
Lineage: Eukaryota; Viridiplantae; Streptophyta; Magnoliopsida; Ericales; Theaceae
Source: RefSeq, a predicted model, not a curated record
AUGGACAUUGAUUCAAACAAUCCUUCAUUGAAUGAGAUUGAGGAAGUUGAAGAAGUAGAAAACAAUUCAUCAUUAAAUGAGAUUGGUGAAGUUGAAGAACCUAAGAAGAGAAUAUGUUUUAGCUCAAAGCAAGAACAUUUUGCAAUGAAUAAGAGAAUUUUUACUCUUGUGAAAAGAAGACUAGAAAUAAACGAUGAAGUAGGGAUAUGGGUGGUUAGAAAUUUUCAUUCUAUAGUUGUUGAAGUCGGGGGGUACGAGGCAUUAACAUUAGAUGAACGAGAUGUAAGGAAUCACAUUGUGAACACUAGAAGAUUGAGGCUUGAGGUAGAAGAUGCCGAAUCAGUUGCACUUUAUUUUCAUACAAUACAACAACAAAAUUCAAACUUAUAUUCUGUAAUUGACCUCGAUGAAGAUGGUCGCAUGCAAAACUUGUUUUGGGCAAAUGUAAGGGGUAGGGCAACUUAUAAAGCAUUUGGGGAUGUGGUUUCAUUUGACACAACCUAUCUCACAAACAAAUAUGAUAUGCUAAUUACUCCGUUUGUAGGAAUUAAUUACCAUGGGCAAUCAAUUUUGCUUGGUUAUGAGCUGUUAUAUAAUGAGAACACGGAAACAUUUGUGUGGCAUUCAGAGAAUGGUUAA